UUUAUUUAUAAGAAGCUGAGUGAGAUAGAGAGACUGCGUGAGAAGAAAGCAGAGAAACAGAAAGAGAUCGUGUUACGGCGGCGUAAGAGCGAUGGAUCCAAACGCAUUGUCAAAGGCAUUCGUGGAACACUACUACACCACCUUCGACACCAACCGUCCCAAUCUCGCCGCUCUCUAUCAAGAUGGUUCCAUGCUCACCUUCGAAGGUCAGCAAAUUAUGGGAUCUCAGAAUAUCGUCACUAAACUCACUUCUCUCCCUUUCCAGCAGUGCCAUCACUCCAUCACCACCGUUGAUUGUCAACCUUCUGGCGCUAACGGCGGCAUGCUCGUCUUUGUCAGUGGUAAUCUUCAGCUCGCCGGCGAACAACACGCCCUCAAAUUCAGUCAGAUGUUCCAUUUGAUACCAACACCGCAAGGAAGCUAUUAUGUGUGGAAUGACAUAUUCCGUUUGAACUAUGCAUGAAGAUAGACUGCUGAAUGUAUAAGUUUGCGUACAACUGUUUUGCUUCAGACAUUUGAAAUUAAAAUUGGGUCUUUUGGUUUGUGUUAAUUCUUAAUUGUGUCUCCUGUUCAGAAUUGUGUUUAAACUCUUCGAAGGAAAAUUUGUUGAAGAUCAAUGAAUAUUGGGGGUUGAAAACUUUAUACUGGUUCCAUAUCCAUGCAAUUUGCAUCUAAAAUUUGGCUUUUGUGCA
This is a messenger RNA of Medicago truncatula (barrel medic), 692 nucleotides long. RefSeq names its product nuclear transport factor 2A. The record is from RefSeq and is a predicted model, not a curated record. Gene Ontology annotation, biological process: nucleocytoplasmic transport. The transcript is spliced from 2 exons. NCBI's taxonomy places the organism in Eukaryota, Viridiplantae, Streptophyta, Magnoliopsida, Fabales, Fabaceae. The coding region runs from base 92 to 463 and encodes 123 amino acids.